AUGAGUCAAGACCGAAUUACCGACGCCUACUACAGAGCCCUUCUGACACGGCCGUCGGACACGAGCGCCGGAAUUUUGCAUCCAGGACAGGCUGGUUAUCUACAAGCCAGACAAUCACGCCACCCCGGCACGUUGGCUCAUCACGAUCGGUCCAGCUCGGCGCCCAAUGUUUGUCUGAACAGUGUCAAAGGAGCUGUCGAGGAUUGCCCUCGUUCCCUGUCGCUGAACAGAGCCGGAAAUGAUGGUGAAUGCUCUCCGCAAUGCAGGAGUACUCAAGCUUCGCCCACUGGGUCUUUGCAGCCUCGACGUCCCAGAGCACGAUCCGCCGAUGAGAGUAAACCUUUGCUAGCGCCGAGGGAAAGUAUUGAGGACUGGGAGAUCCCGGAUAAGGAGCUGCUGAUCAAGGAACGUGUUGGAUCAGGUUCAUUUGGUACUGUGUUCAAGGGAUACUGGCACGGACCGGUAGCCGUUAAGACUUUGAACGUUCAGACUCCUACUGUAUCACAAUUACAGGCGUUCAAAAACGAAGUGGCAGUUUUACGUAAAACCAGACACGUAAAUGUACUCUUGUUUAUGGGCUGUGUUACGAAACCCAUUUUGAAAAUUGUAACUCAAUGGUGCGAGGGUUCUAGUCUGUAUAAGCAUCUGCAUGUGCAAGAAACGAAAUUUGCACUAUUCACUUUAAUAGAAAUCGGACGUCAAACUGCUCAAGGCAUGGAUUAUUUGCAUGCCAAGAGUAUAAUCCAUCGCGACUUGAAGUCGAACAAUAUAUUUUUGCACGAUGAUUUGACAGUAAAGAUUGGGGAUUUUGGACUGGCCACUGCCAAAACUAGAUGGUCGGAGACACAACAGAAUCGACAGCCUACUGGGUCUAUUUUAUGGAUGGCACCAGAAAUAAUACGUAUGCAAGAAGAUAACCCGUACAGCUUAGAAUCAGAUGUUUACGCAUUUGGUAUAGUGCUUUUCGAGAUGCUGACGGGACAAUUGCCUUACAGUCAUAUUAAUAACAAGGAUCAAAUCCUGUUCAUGGUGGGACGAGGUUUUCUAACACCAGACUUAACGAAAAUCAGAUCCGACGCUCCGAAAGCCUUGAAACGAUUAACCGAGGAUUGUAUUAAAUUCAACAGAAACGAACGGCCUUUAUUUAGACAAAUCCAUGCCUCCUUGGAGGGACUCUUAAGGAACCAUCCGAAAAUAAGCAGGUCAGCAUCGGAACCUAAUAUGAAUCGAACCCAAUUUCAAUCUGAUGAUUUCAUUUACGCGUGCCCGAGUCCAAAGACUCCAGUCAAUUUUGGGCCAGCGAGUAAUUUCCUAUUCCAUUCUACUGGCAUCUCCAAUAUCUAAGUGCAUUUGUUCAUAACACAAAAAUCUAGAUCUCAAAUGUCAAUACUAUUAAUUAUAAAUAUUAUUUUGUAAACUUAUAUGUUCGAUGCAUAAUUAUUAUAUAUAUUUUUUUUAAGUCACGUAAUGAAUAGUUUGCGGUAUAUGCAGUAUGUUAGGGCUAACAUUGUAGGGCUUAGCAGCAUUAUUAUGUGUAAAUUUCAUGUACAUUGGAUUUCAUAAAUAUUUUGUUUUUUUUAAUAAACUAUA
Molecule: messenger RNA, 1590 nt
Organism: Aethina tumida (small hive beetle)
Lineage: Eukaryota; Metazoa; Arthropoda; Insecta; Coleoptera; Nitidulidae
Product: raf homolog serine/threonine-protein kinase Raf
Exons: 2
Coding region: 1-1344 (447 amino acids)
Biological process (GO): protein phosphorylation
Molecular function (GO): protein kinase activity; ATP binding
Source: RefSeq, a predicted model, not a curated record